ACAAUAUUACAUGGAUAUGUUUUCUGAAUUCAGCAGAGACGAUUCUGAUUUAUUCUGCGGAGAUCAUUUAGACAAAUCACUUAUUCAGUAUUGCUUCAUGGAUUUAAUUCAGAGAGAUCUCGACUCCUUGCAGUUGACGUGGAAUACUCACACUCUCCAGUCAAAGCAAAACUACGGAACGGAACGACAGCGACCAAUACUUCUCUAUACUAUGCCUGAGCUGUACAAUGCCGAAGAAAGACUUUGUCGUGUGGAAGACAAUGAAAUUGAUAUAUGUGAAGAAGAGACCGUUUAUAGGACAAUACUCUGUGAUGAAACCAUUGCCUGUUUAUGCGAAAUGAUAAGAAGAGAAAAUAAUCUUCAAAAACCAUCCUAUGCAGAUGAGGCGAAAGAUCUGUAUAAAAGACUAAGACGCUUAAUUCGCUUUGAACUUGAAAGCAUGGAUGUAUAAUA
Messenger RNA from Saccostrea echinata, 453 nucleotides. RefSeq lists its product as uncharacterized. The transcript has 2 exons. The record is from RefSeq and is a predicted model, not a curated record. The coding region runs from base 11 to 451 and encodes 146 amino acids. Lineage: Eukaryota; Metazoa; Mollusca; Bivalvia; Ostreida; Ostreidae.